GUUGGACUUGAACCACUGCCACCCCUCUCCAUUCUACUCUUUCCCUAUUGUCAAGAGCUAUGUCUGUGCCACCUGCCGCACUCCGACGUCUCAUGCGCGAGCUGUUGGAGCUCAAGAAGAGUCCACCAGAAGGAAUUCGCGUUCAAAUCAGUGAUGACGAUAUGCUAGACGUUGUAGGUCUCAUCGAGGGCCCAGAGGGCACACCUUACGCUGGAGGGUACUUUAAGGUGAAGUUCAAUUUUACAGAAGAGUUCCCGGCGGCGCCACCCAAAUGCUGGUUCGCCACCAAGAUCUUUCAUCCCAACGUAUCCGCGGCGGGAGAAAUUUGUGUAAACACACUCAAGAAAGAUUGGAAACCAACCUACGGCAUUGGCCAUAUAUUGGUGACCGUCAAGUGCCUGCUUAUCUACCCCAAUCCUGAAUCAGCGCUUGACGAGGAGGCCGGCAAGCUUCUGCUGGAGAAUUACCAAAGUUAUUGUGACCGAGCCAAACUCAUCACCAGCGUUCAUGCAACACCACGCGUCCGACCAGCGGAGUUCGACCCCCCAUCGGUUUCAGAAGCAGCGACAACCGAAUCCUUAUCCCCUUCAUCUCCAGCCCUAGACUCAUCAACACCAGCGAAACCUCUAUCAAUCUCAUCCGCAGUGUCAUCUGUACCUACCCUGCCCAUUGUAACGCGUAAGUCAGCCUCUCCGGCUCCGACGACUCACCCCAGGCCGUUGACAGCGUCGCCAUCCAACGUCGCUGUUGGUAAACUGGGAACGCCGGCCGUCGGCAAAGAACGGCAUACCUCUCCUUUGCCUUUAGGCACUGCCGACGCGAAUGUCGCCAAAGUUGGGGUCGGUAUACCGGGGAGUACACCUGUAACGGGAACCAAAGCGGUGAAGCGAGCCGCCACCGGGCCCGGUGUCACAGGUGCGGAAAAGAGAAAAAAGGCCCUGAAGAGGUUGUAGCCCUUUGGUGGUACCUACUGCUCCAUAUACUUAUUGAUUCCUGGGAUCUCCUCUUUGUAUGUCUAUCUUUUUCGUUGGAUACAUAUCUCUACACUCUUUUACACUUGAUUUGUCUUGUUAUUACCGAUGAUAUUUAUGCAUGCUGUACUCUACUUCACUGUGAGCUGACUAGGUCAGUACUUUGUCUUGGUCACC
Molecule: messenger RNA, 1148 nt
Organism: Guyanagaster necrorhizus
Lineage: Eukaryota; Fungi; Basidiomycota; Agaricomycetes; Agaricales; Physalacriaceae
Exons: 4
Coding region: 60-953 (297 amino acids)
Source: RefSeq, a predicted model, not a curated record